Molecule: messenger RNA, 6681 nt
Organism: Macrobrachium nipponense
Lineage: Eukaryota; Metazoa; Arthropoda; Malacostraca; Decapoda; Palaemonidae
Exons: 22
Coding region: 263-5542 (1759 amino acids)
Source: RefSeq, a predicted model, not a curated record
ACAAACUGAAGAAGUGUUUUUUUUUUUAGCCACAGGAGAAGGCAUAUAUCGUUCAUUAGCAGUUCAUCAAAGAUAUCGAACAAAACUUCCCAACUCCACUGAAGAAUCUGGCCAAGAGAAAUUAGUGCUGGCAGAUAUCGUACCUUCACUCCAGAAUGGGGAUUUUGAAGAUUUCUUAAAACAAAUAUUUCAAGAUUGUGACAAUGAAAGCAGUGGCAUUGUUACUGCUGGUGCCUUAGCUGUUCAGCUUAGCCAAUCAUUGAUGGAUAUGCCACAGGUAUUGCUUGAAACCUUGAGGGAGGCUUUUUGUCAUGAUGGAACCGAAAAGUUACUGGACAUGUCAUCAUAUCUUUCUAUACUUGCUAACUGGUUAUCAUGUCAUUGUGAAGAUGGUGACAAAAUUAAACAACUACUGUCUGAUGAGAUUGACGAAGAGGCCAUUGCUGGUGCAACAGCUGCAAGUUUUUCAGAAGAGCAAGUUAAGCCCCAUGUGGAAUUCCCAUCUUCUAGUAAAGUGGUUUCCUUUGAUAAAUCAACAUUUGUGGCUCAUGAUUUUAAAGCAACUCAUAUUUCAAAGCGCUUUCCCACACCAUACCACCCUUCCAUUCCUCUUUCCAAAAUAGAGGACUACACACUCACAAAUUAUGAAAGUUUUGAAGAGGAAGAGGAAACUGAUGGUGUUUUUAUUCCUGCAACACGGAGAAGGCUUUUAUACGAAGAUGUGAAACCUGUUAGCAGAGGGCUUUUCUGUUCGUCAAAUAGGAGGAGCACCCUACUCCCUCGUCAUAUGAAGGGAAGCCGCGGCGCUGGCGGGGGGGAAGAGGACGAAGACAGCAGUAGCGAUCCGGGCGGUGAUGUCCUUGACAUGUCCCGACCCCCGUCUCCUAUCACUCCCACUGCUGGUGCCACCACCACCUCCUCCUCCCCCUCCUCCGCCGCCGCCUGCUUCUACCACAACACCCUCUCCACCACCUUUCACAAGAGCAGGGAUGAGACGCGCGAGGCACAGGAUUCCCCCUGUUACAACUUCCGUAUUGGGGAAGUUACCACCGCCUCCUUCAGAACUCCGGACCCUGAGGUCCUGCAAGAGGACUUGAGGGAGUUGGAGCUGACCAGACGUCAUCUGGUUGAACGCAAUGCUGAGCUCAACGCCCAGAUCCACGUCUGCGAAGAUGCCAACAAUAGUCUCAGGAAACACUGCCUGGAUCUCGAGGGGGCCCUCAAGAGCUUCCAGCACCAGGUGAAGGACAAGGAAAAACUCGAGGAGGACAUCAAGGAACUGCAGUGCCUGCUGGACAAUGAACGCGAGGCGAGGCAGAGUGCCGAGGCGCAGGUCUACGUCCUCAAGAAAGAGAAAUUCAGUCUGGCUUCGAAAAUUGAAGAUGCUGAAAUAGAGUUGAAAUGCUGCCAAGAAGAGAACUACAGGGCAAGACAGCGGGUGUGUGACCUGGUCAAAGAAAGAGAGAGUGACGCUGCUUCCUUCAGACAGAUGAUAGAUCAGUAUAAGACCAGGCUGAGCGAGGAAGCGAAGAUUGCAGAAAACUUACGGGAAGAGAAUAAGGAAUUGCACGCAGAUCUUCAAAAUUUACAAGAAGAGCUUGUAUAUUGCCAAGAGAAGUUAUCAGUAGUACCAGCAGAGGUAAAUAGGACGGUAGAAGAGGAUGAUCUUCAGUUGAACACAAGCAGCAGAAGUCGCAAAACCUCAUGGACUCCUGAAUUAUUUACAACCUGUAGUAAGACUCCUCCUGCAACAGAAACUCCAGGGAGUAUACGUUCAGAAAUUGAAAUGAUGAGUACAAGCGAUGGCUGUAUUCCAUUUUGUGGGAAAUCUGAACGAGGUAUGUCAACUGGAUCCUUGCAUUCUGAGAGAAUUUUCAUAUCAUCUGGGAAAGGAGAUGCCUCUUCAUUAUCAUUUUUGACCAGUAUUUUGAAUUGGUGGAGAGAAAGUAACAACCAGAAUGAUUCCAGUUCUAAAGGCUUUAAAGACGAGAAAGAAUCUGCCAUGUAUUCUCAUUUCCUUAAGCAUUAUGAUGAAUUACUAAAGUUGGAAAAAGGCUUACAAAACAUUGUGAAGAAGGAGGAGGUUGACCACUCAUCACCACUGCCUGGACUUGCAUCUGGAAAAACUCCACCGCCAUCUAGACGUACUUCCGCUGACAGCACUGCAGGCACAUUAUCUCCAGAGGCGAAUUUAGAAGGCCCAAAUGCCCAUACUCCCUCAUCUGGUUUUAGGACCCCCGGGUCACUUGUAUCAAAUUUGAUUUACAAAUUUGAACGUUCUAGUCUUUCCCCCAGUCCCUCCUAUUCGUCAGAGAGUAAGAGGAGCACCUCAGCGAAAGAGUGCGAGUUGGAAGGUGAGGAGGGCAACAUGAAAUCGAAGAGAAGUAAGCCAAAUCAUGACUAUAACUAUUUGAGGGACAGUAAAAUUAUCAACAGGCUUUUUGUUGAAUCAGGUGAUGAUAGACUCGAUAGCAACAGUAAUUUAAUUUCUACGGAGGAAGAUAGUGAUAAUGUUACUGACGUGAUAUCUGAGGAUGCCUCAGAGUGCUUAACAGGCUCGCUACCUCAAAGCUGUAAUGCCUCAGAUGUGCUUGAUAGUGGUUUCGAACAAGAUCCUGGGUACGGUAUCGUAACUCUAGGUUAUCAGCCUAUGUACAGUAGUAAAAGUGACAUAUUGGACAAAAAGAAUGAAGAAACGAGUUCCAACGAACAAACCAUGAACAAGGGAGUUGUGCUCAGUGGGGGUUUGGACUAUGAGGAAUCAGACAUUUCGAAAGAUACCUUAGAAGUCACUGCUACAUUGGAGCUUCCACAAGUUAGCCGAGUCAGCACACCACGCUCAGCCCGCGAUGCUGAGCUCGAUGAGUGCGGUGUUGAUGUCGAGGCUGAGGCUUUCAUGAAGCAGAGCCGUUUAAUGAGGCUCACGAAUCAAGUGCGUGAAAAAGACAGACUUUUAAAGAAAGUGAAACAGCAGUUGUCGGAAGCUCAGGAUGAAGUGGAAGCAAAUUACGUCCUGAUGAUCAGAAUAUUCCGUCUUGCAAGUCAUGUCUCUGGAGACGUUUUUAGGUGGAUUGAAACAGUUCGGAAAGAAUGGCUGUCUUCUGUCCCAGUCGUGAGAGAAGACGAGGGGGCCAGCGCCCCCCUUCGGACACCCGAUCCGCUCUACGAUAUGCCCCUGACCGGUAGCCACUCCAGAGAAGAGAUUGAAUCCCUGAUUAAUACAAGAUGCGACUUGGGAUGCCAAGUGUCCCGUGACGACUUGGGAAAGGAAUAUGUGAACCCCGAGAGUUUGGCAAUAGAACUCGAGCGGGAGUUACUUGCUCUCAAGUUGCACGUGGCCAGGUCACACGCUCUUCUGCAUCACUAUCAGGUCAGUUGUCUCCUGCGUCACUAUCAGAGUUCCAGUCUUCAUGGCAGUCGCAGCGAGGUAUCAACGCCCCCCGUCGCAGUUUCCACCCAUCAUGUACAAGGAGUGGAAGCUGGCGUGGAGGCCGACCUCUGCGGGCCCACCUGUAUACCAAGGCCCUGUGAUUCAACGGCUACCCAAACCCCAGCUUCGCCUAUAUCUGUCUCUCCCGAAUGUGAGGAAGCGAGCGCCGCGGAAGAGGAGUCGGUGAAUCUGAGUAAUGACGGAAGGGGAGACGACCCCCUGCAGGACGACCAUCGACCCCUCACCCCGCAACACCGACCUCUCUACCAGAGAAUGUCCCUAAGCGAAGAGGAGGUGGAAGAAGACAGCGCUUGUGACACCGAAAUGGCGGUGUCCAGCGACCACGUCAUAUACGCCCCUAAACCCACCUACGAUCAGCUGGACCAGUACAGGAUGUCUCGUAAGCUCUCAGUCUUACCCGAAGAAGUGGAAGAAGUGUCCUGUGGAUCUUCCAUAUCAUCCCGUUCCCCAGUCCCUCUUUCUCCUUCGCCUAUGCCAGAGUACAACCAGCAUAAACAAGAAACUUCAUCGGAAACUGAAAGACAGUCAUCUCUUGGAUGGCGCAGUGGACGAGAAAGCUCUGGUGAAGGUGACGAUGGCUUGGCCCAAGAUCACCGUCAGUUGUCCUUGUCAUCCAGUUUAACUUUGCCCCUUUGUGGUGGAGAGAAUGGAGGGGAUGAUAGUAGUGGUGGGGCAAUGUCAAAUUCGCCCUUCAAUCUUUCUCCCCUUCUUAUCUCUCCCCAGUCCAUCACCUCACAAGUAUUGGCUUUAGCCUCCCCAGUUUCACCUUUCUCUUCAUCACCGUACACUGCCUCUUUGGAGGACCUAUCUCCCGUCACAACUUCUGACUCUCAUUUCUUUCGUGAUUCACAAACUGUGUUGAGUAAGUAUCACAGUGAUAGUGAAUCUCAACAGAGAUACCACGGAGAGAGAAUGAGCACCUCUUCUCUCACAGAGUCUGCUGAUCUUUUGUUUGAAGUACAAGCCGAUUCAUCCGAUCAGAUGUCAGAUGGUUUAAGUCGAUCAGAUUCAACGGAAAGUCGGUUACCUCCUGAGCGCAAAACUAGUGGUAGUUCCCUCAACAAUUUCAGAACUUUGAAACAAGGUGAUGAAAAGUUUCCUUCCAAAUACAUGGAAUCCAAAUCCAUAGAUUAUUAUAUCCCAGUGGAUGAAAGCAUUCAUAGUGAGACACGUCCUUUGUUGGGUGCAGCUGAGGAAGGCAGUGUGUUGGACAAUCGGCGAUGGUCAGCUGGUACUCUGAGUCAGCCAGGGACCUCUCCAGCUGGUUCUUCUACAUCUGGCCGUAGCUUAUCUCAUUCCCGUCCCUUACAGCUCGGUACUAUUGCUCCAACCGUCCACAGUCUUGUGGCUCCCUCUUCAGCAGUUGCCUGUUCUGUUAUGGCGUGUGCCGAUCCUUCAGGAGAUACUAUGAAAGACUGUUAUGUUAGUGAUUUAAUGAGAAGAGAUUCUUUGUCAUUACCACCUGGUCCAGCUAAGCUUUGGUGGACCCCGAGGUCAAGGGCAGCAUCACCUUUGUUUUCCUCUGCCGAAUCAUCUCCUUUGGGCUCCCCAGCAUACCGAACCCCUCCGGAGGGCACCCCUUGGUCUACUCCACGUCCAUCAUUAGAGUACAACUCAGACUGGGAACUCCGAUCUGAGCCAAAUAGCGGUGGGGACUGGAGUCUUCCUGAAUGUAGCCAGCCUCAUGGUGGCACACCUUUCCACACGCCCAGACCCUCCCUCACCCCCCGCCCUUCUUUAGUUCUGGAACCAAGUGAGGGCCCUAGUAUGUUGCUAUUAGGAGGAGAUGCACCGACACGGACACCUCCAGGUAUGCCUUGCAAGCUGCUUAUCCGGCAUGACUCGGAUUCUUCACCACAGGAGGAAAAUUGGGCUCCUGCACCCUCCUCUCCUAACCCAGAAUCUGUGCAGCAGAAAUCGGGUGAAACCUGUUCUCUUCCAGACCAACGUUAUAUAGAGGAUAUAGAUUCUCAUCGCGAGAACGAAACGGAAGGGGCUCCUGUGUCUCUACCAGCAACCAAGACUGGGGAUUCCACUUCAAAAGAGGACAGUGAAUCUGCUGCUCACACAGCUCUGCCCCAAGAAGAGUAGCUGUGGAAGAGCAGUGGUAGAAACACACAUUUCACAGAAGGGGAGAUUUAGUGCCUGUGUAUGUUUCACAAUUAAGCUUACACAUUCUAGGUCAUGACGUUGAAAUGAAUGGGGGACCAUGUUUAACCUUUGGUAACCACCGAAAUUGGGUAAUUUUUGUAAACUGCAAUGGUGCGUUCAGGUGGAUCAGUUCGGAGGAUGUGACCCCCCCUUCAUUUUGAUGUUAUUUCUGUCUGACGCACAACUCUUUUUAUUAUAAAGCCAACAUUGCCUUCCACUUCUGCAAAGAGAAACAAAUCUUACUAGAUUUUAUAACUAAGUGGACAGUCAAUAUUUUACGAUGUGAGUAUAUUUUCUCUUUAUUCGGUGUUUCAUUUUAAUCAUGUACAUAUACAAGAUUCAAUAUAUAGAUGAAUUUUAUCUGACUUUUUGUUAUAUUUUGAUAUUUGAGGUCAGCCCCUUCACGUGACUGUAAGAAGUCCUUUUUGUGUGCUAUGUGAUCCGAGAAUGUGUUCUCUGAAUUAUUACCCACGAACUCGACAGGACCGACGGCAGCCCUUUAUAAAUGUGAGCAAGAGCUUCGAAGAAGCUUUACGCUGUUGUAUCCCGAAGCAAAGAGGGCCAGUUGUAGUAGAUUGGGCAAGGAAGUGGUAAUCGCAACAACAGAAAAUUCGUCUGUGAAGCUGGAAGCCUACGGCUGCGAAUAUAUCUCGUACUCGUCACAGAAGCCAGAGAGUAAAUGCUAUAGGAAAUUUCUCCUCCUGAAGUGUAUGGCAUUGCCUAGACAAUGCCAGGACUGUAAUACUCCAUUCUCUUUGUCCACUUUGCUCACCUUAUCAAAGUGUUGCUCUGCCAUUUCAAGUCCUUCCUCAGCAUACGAUCACCAAACGGUUUUUCUUCUUCUUCUUCCUCCCAUGUUCCACGUUACUCUUCUGUAUCGUUUAGGUAGAUUUGCGGUAUAAUAGUUGAUCAUGUGUCUUCUUUCACUAUUGUACUUGGGUUCAGUACUGUAUAUUGGAAUUGUGAUAUAGAUUAUGAGUUCUAUCACUGUUGUAUAACGUAAAUAUUUUGUAUCAGAACCAUGAUCAAGUAAGAUGUUGGGAAAGAUGAUGAAAUUAUUUGAAUAUAUCUUGAUAAAA